AUGGUACCACUAAUUACGAAUCCUAAUGGGAAUUGCCUUUACAAUACUGUUAAAGUAUUGAUAUCAAAUUUUGAGGCAAGUCCUAUUGAACUUCGAGUUCGAGCAAAUGCUGAAUUGGCAAUGAAAUUGAAACAUUACCAGCAAACAUACCCCCAUUGUACAGAUCUCAUUAAUUCAUAUCGUCAAUAUCAAAGAACAGAAAUGAUCUACGAUAAAAGUGAUUGUACAUUAUGCGAGAUUUUAGCACUAUGCAAUAUUCUUCAAUGUUCGAUCCGAUAUGUUUAUCCAAAGAUUAAAGAAGAUGCUGAUGAAGCUGGAAUGUCAGAUCUUCUUAAUAAAACAUUUCAUCCAUUUUCAACAACUAAUUCAACAAAGUCAACAUCAACAAUCACUCUAAUGUGGACACAUACAGCUGAAGAGUAUACUGUACGUGCAGUUAAUUAUGGUAUGUGGGUACCAAAUCAUUCUGUUCCACUAGUUUAUCAUUAUGACACAAAAUCAUCGUUUACAAUUGAACGGCAUCCACCACUGACUAAAAGGAAUAAGUUAUUAACACACUUACAAGCAAGUGAAUCAAAAGUAAAAGUUUGUGAAGUAAGAAUAAUGCAUUAA
Didymodactylos carnosus is the source of this 612-nucleotide messenger RNA. The record is from the annotation of a GenBank genome assembly. Lineage: Eukaryota; Metazoa; Rotifera; Eurotatoria; Philodinida; Philodinidae.